Messenger RNA from Fusarium keratoplasticum, 3405 nucleotides. RefSeq names its product GRIP domain-containing protein. The coding region runs from base 1 to 3405 and encodes 1134 amino acids. The transcript is spliced from 4 exons. NCBI's taxonomy places the organism in Eukaryota, Fungi, Ascomycota, Sordariomycetes, Hypocreales, Nectriaceae. The record is from RefSeq and is a predicted model, not a curated record.
AUGUUCCAACGAUUCAAGAGCGCCAUCGAUCGGACCAUUGCCGAGGAACAAGCCCGCCAACAGUCAGCUGCCCAGUCGAGAACCCCCUCCAGAACAGCCUCGACAUCGUCGCGCAAGGCUAAUGCCUCCCCAACGAAGCGCGAUAGAGCAAAGAAGGCGGCGGCCGAUGCGGGCGACGCUGUGAACCCUGACCCCGCCGUCUUCGAGGCUGCUUUUGUGAUCGACGACAGCGACGAGCCCAGCCGAGCCGGCACCCCGAAGCCACCAGCCGCAGCCGAUGAGACAAAGGGCGAGAAAUCGACGGAACAGACCAGCGAUUCGGAUGACAAGCCUUCAGAGACCAAGGAUGAGUCUGCCGCGGACAAGGCUCCCGAAGGUGUUGCGGACGCGCCAGCAGCGAAGCCUGAGCCGCCAGCAAAGUCUCAGGAGCUGACUCCGGAGAUUCGCCAAAAGCUGCGCAAGUUGGAGAAACUCGAGGCAACAUAUCCAGAGUUGCUACGGUCUUAUCGUGUCGCCCAUAGAAGGGCCACUGCCAUCGAGCCCUUCGAGAAAGCGCUUCGUGAAAACACGCCCUUGACAUCCAUCGGCGACCCCGAGGCUCUCGUGGAAUACCUGAACCAACUAAACCUCCGAAGCGACAUGGUAAUGGAGGAGCUGAAGAAGGUGUCCGCGGACAAGGAUGAGCUACAGAAGAAGCACAACGAGGCUGAGGAGAAGGCCAAGAAGCUUGAGGAGGAAUUGGAGACGCUGAAGGCUGGCAACGCCGAUCAACCCAAGCCCGAAGGCGCAGACAAGCCCGAGGAUGCCCAGGAGGAGCAGCAAGAGGAGGCUGCUCCUGAGAAAGCCAAGUCACCAGUCGCCUCCGUCAUCGGCAUGUUCUCGCCAAAGCACCGACCUCAAAAGUCUGUUUCUGAAGUCACCGAGUCUAAGGAGUCUAGUGAGGAGUUCUUCUCUUACGACGACGAAUUCCCCCAGCUCCAGGCUGAGGUAGCCUCCAAGUCCGAGGAGAUUGAAGAUCUCAAGGCCAAGGUAGAGAGUCUGCAGCAAGAGCUCGCCACUGUCAAGGAGAACAGCGAUGGACUUGUUGAGAGCCUCGAGAACGCAACUCGGGAGCUCAGCGAGUCCCGUGAUGCUGUAUCCACCCAACAGUCUCUUCAAACUCAACUAGAAGCUCGAAACAAGGAGAUCGAGUCUCUAAACCAGCGACUGCAGGAUGCGCGAGCACAACUCAAGAAGCUUGAAGAAGAAAAGACCACCCAGGCGACCAAAGUUGAGGAGAUGGAGGCUUCACUUGCUACUUCAGACAAACGGGCGAAGGAGUUGGAUGCGGAGCUCACUAAGGCUUCCAACGCCAAGAACAUCUCCAAGAAGCUUAUCGACGACCUCAACACUCAGAUCAAUGCCUUGAAGAAGGAGAAAUCUGAGAGCCAAACUAAGAUUGACGAGCUGACCAAGAAACUCGAGACCCAGACUGCUCCCCCAACUCCCACCCCCACUGCGACGCCCACACCCGCACCUUCGCAGCCUGCUGCGACUCCAGCGGCAACGGGCGGCGGUAAGAAGAAGAACAAGAAGAAGAAGGGCAAGGGUGGUGCUGGUGGUGCUUCUGCUCCCGCCCCGGCAGCUGAGGCCGCUCCCGCUACCCCUGAGCCGGCGCCUGCAACUCCGGUCGAGACACCUGGAAACGCAGCACUUGAGGCAGAGAUUGCCCAGCUCAAGGAGGAGGUUGCCGAAAAGGACAGCCAGAUCGAGCGUCUAAGCAAGAAGCGCAAGACGGAGGAGGACUUGCGGGAGGAGAUUGAGUCUCUGGAGGAGAACCUCCUUACCAUCGGCCAAGACCACGUUGAGGCCAAGGAGAAGAUCAAGAGCCUCGAGGCCGAGAAGGUUGACCUCAAGGCGCAGAUUGCCGACCUCGAGAAGAAGGUCAGCUCAUCUGCAUCAGAUGCCCAGGCCAGCUCCAAGCUUCAGGGCGAGAUUGACACCUUGAAGACGGAGUAUGACGAUCUCAAGGAGAAGACAGCUACUCUACAGGCUGAUCUCGGUGCUGCUCAGCAACUUGCGCAGAACCGAUUUAAGGACCUCACGGACCUCCGAGAGGUGCUACAGAAGGCGCAGCCAGAGCUCAAGAGCCUGCGCCAGGAGUCUGCUACGCUCAAGACUACCAAGGAGGAGCUUGCUACCAAGGUCAAGGAGCUCAAGGACAUGGAGAAGCGAGAGAAGGAUCUGAAGCGAGAUGUGGAGCGAGUCCAGAAGAUUUCAUCAGACCGAGAGACGGAGAUUAAGGGUCUACAGGAGAAGUUGACAGCUGAGACGAACGCCAAGCUUCAGCUUGAGAAUGCUCAACGUGUGUCGGGACGAGACCUCCGACGAUCAGAGGCUGAGAAGGUCGAGCUCAGUGCCAAGGCAGAGAAGGCAGAGCGUGAGCUUCAGACGGUUCAGGAGGAGCUUGGCAAGCUGCGGCCUAGAGUCAAGGAGCUCGAGGAGCAGAUGCACAAGCUCAAGCGAGAGAAGACGGCGGCGCAAGAAGAGGUUGACUUCAAGGCACAGCAGUAUGCCAACGCCCAGGGUUUGCUGAGCAGCAUGCGAGACCAGACGGCCGAGAUGUCGGUGCAGCUUAAGGAGUCCAAGUCACAGGCAGAAUCACUGGAAGAGGAACUGGCUGAGGUGCAGCGCCUACUCCAGGAGCGUACUCGCGAGGGUGAGACGAUGCGACGACUGCUGGCCGACGUUGAUGAGCGUGCCGACAACAAGGUUCGCGACAUGAGGGCACGGAUGGAGGCAGCAGUCGAGGAGCGUGAUCGAAUCGAAGAUGAGUCGAGCACACUGGCGCGACGCAAGACACGCGAGACAGAGGAUCUGAAGCAGAAGCUACGGGAUCUGGAACGCGAGGUCAAGACACUCACAAACGAGCGAGACGAGUUAGAGCACCGAGAGAAGGAGUGGCGUCGUCGACGAGAGGAGCUGGAGUCGGUUGAGGAGAAGGCCGAGGCCGAGGCUUCAGAGCUCCGAACGACAUCAUCACAACUCCGCACGGCACUCGAUGCGUCAGAGAACCAGGUGCGCGAGGUGGAGAAGCAGCGGGCUGAGCUACGGAGAAUGCUCGAGGAGUCCCGACAACGGUACGAGAAGCUGUCCAAGGACCUCAAGGCGGCGCAGACAAAGCUCGUUGCCAGCUCAAGCCGGAGCUCUUUCGACUCGGUGCGAAGCGGUAGCAAUGGAUCACCUGCGGCAGCUGGAGGAGCUGCGGACACGGUCUAUCUCAAGACGAUCCUGUUGCAGUUCUUGGAGCAGAAGGAUACCAAGCUUAGGGCACAGCUUGUGCCGGUGUUGGGCAAGCUAUUGCGAUUUGACAAGUCGGACGAGCAGAAGUGGACCAAGGCAGUGCAACAUAUUGAAGUUCGAUAG